UGCCACUAAAACAAUAGAGCUAGUAGAAUUUUCUUUCUCUCUAAAUUACAGGACAGCACCAUCAAAGUGGACUUUGGGCGAUGGAAGGACGAAAGCGAUGACGAAUACGGAGACGACUUCAAUUUUGACAACGACAUGUCGAGCAUGAUGGCAGGCAUGGGGGAUGGAAUGGGUGGAAUGGGAGGAAUGGGAAUGGACGGGAUGGGCAUGGGUAUGGAUGAUGACGAGGAGCCGGACUCCGACGAUGAAGACGACAUGCCAGACCUCGAGGACGCCACAUCCGGAGGAGCACCCAAAACGGAAGAGACUCCGAAGCCCGCUGCGGAAGAAGCCACUGGCGACGCGACCCCCGCUGCUGCCGAAACCACCUCAUAACUCUUGUAGUUAUCACGUCUACUGCUGAUCUUCUGAUAGCUCGUGAUUAUCGUUUUCCAACUUCUGAACGACUUUUACAAGUGUAUCUUAAAAACGCCAGAAAGAUCAAUUCAUGCAAGAAAAGACUGAGGAAAACUCAUUUAUUGUAGUGAUUUUUGAUGUUACGCUUUUGCUUGAUUUUCAUGUUUUCAUUCAGGCGAUUUUUUCUUUAUACUUUACAUGUUAUGAAAGCGUAGAAGCUUCAGUACUACUUUGAUUGAUUUAUGGCGUGCUUUACGGGUGUAAAAAUGCAGUACAGUUGGCUCAGAGUUAUUUUUUGGAUCAUGAUAAAUUCGGUUUGAUAAUUUCGUUACUAUUGUUGAAAGCUGAAUUGAUCUGUUGUAAAA
Symsagittifera roscoffensis is the source of this 761-nucleotide messenger RNA. RefSeq lists its product as uncharacterized. The record is from RefSeq and is a predicted model, not a curated record. The coding region runs from base 136 to 375 and encodes 79 amino acids. The transcript has 2 exons. Lineage: Eukaryota; Metazoa; Xenacoelomorpha; Acoela; Convolutidae.